Paramecium pentaurelia is the source of this 336-nucleotide messenger RNA. The record is from the annotation of a GenBank genome assembly. Lineage: Eukaryota; Ciliophora; Oligohymenophorea; Peniculida; Parameciidae.
AAUGGCUGAAACGUAGAAGCGAACUGCAUAAGAAGAAACACUAGAAAAAGGACCUUUUGGAUUGUUGACAAUUACAGUGAGUCAUAAUACUCAAGUGCUUAUUGAGCUUAGAAAUAAUAGAAAACUCUUGGGAAGAGUAAAAGCAUUCGAUCGACAUAUGAAUAUGGUAUUUUUAUUAUUUAUCAAGAUUCUUGAGAAUGUGACUGAAAUGUGGACAGAAAUUCCUAAGGGAAAUAAGGGAAAGAAAGCUCAUGCUACAAACAAAGAAAGAUUUAUUCCAAAGAUGUUUUUAAGAGGGGAUUCUGUGAUUUAUGUCUUAAGAAAUCCAAAGUGAUA